Molecule: messenger RNA, 453 nt
Organism: Aphanomyces astaci
Lineage: Eukaryota; Oomycota; Saprolegniomycetes; Saprolegniales; Verrucalvaceae
Exons: 1
Coding region: 1-453 (150 amino acids)
Biological process (GO): regulation of BMP signaling pathway; cell differentiation; multicellular organism development
Molecular function (GO): protein binding
Source: RefSeq, a predicted model, not a curated record
AUGCUUGUUCUUCUCACCGUAGUCCUUGCCUUCAUGAUGCCUGCGUCAGGCCAGCCCCCUACGAAGGAAGAAUGCGCUAAACAUGGGCCUAACACUACGUGCCACCGGAACAUCGCCUUCGUGUGCGGCUCGGAUGGCCAAAGCUACGACAACCACUGCGAAUUUCUAAUUGCUGCAUGCGCCUCCAACUCCCACCUGUCCUUACAUGCCCGUGGGCACUGCGACGACAUACGCCCGACGACGGAUGAAUGCGAUCGUAUCGGACCUCUAUGUCCCCGCAUUUACAUCCCCGUGUGCGGCUCGGAUGGACGAAACCACGGCAACUCCUGCGAAUUUCAAAUCCGUCAAUGUAAAGAUCCCACCCUGAGAUAUCGAGGCAAUGGGGAGUGCGAAGUCAAACGCCCGACGAAGGAUGAAUGCAAUCGUGGUCGUCAUUUAAAAGGGUUGCAUUAG